Eruca vesicaria subsp. sativa (arugula) is the source of this 2117-nucleotide messenger RNA. Lineage: Eukaryota; Viridiplantae; Streptophyta; Magnoliopsida; Brassicales; Brassicaceae. The record is from the annotation of a GenBank genome assembly.
AUGAAGCUUAGCUCUUCAGUUUUACCAGUCUUCUGGUUUUCCCUCUUAACUUUACAUUCUGUAUCUUCACAGAAUUGCUCUAAUGGUUACUUUAAACUCAACUCCACUUACGACUUGAGCCGUCGUCAAAUUUUCUCAUCUCUUGCUUCUAAUGUCACAACUCACAACGGAUUAUACAGCACCACAGUCGGCCAAAAUCAAGACCGAAUCUUCAUCAUCGGUAUGUGCAUACCUGGUACUGAACAGGAGCACUGUUCAAAUUGCAUCAAAAGCACAUCAGACGGCUUGUUACGGGCCUGUCCUAACCAAACUGUUGGCUAUGCAUGGCCAGAUGUUUGUAUGGUUCGCUAUUCCAACAUUUCAUUCUCAGGAUCACUCGUGAUGGAGCCGUCUCAACCUGUGUCCGAUCAUAAAGAUAUCGGCGUUAAUUUGACAGUGUUUGAUAGAGUAUGGGAAGAGUUAAUGCUCCGCACGAUCACUGCAGCUUCAUCGGGAAGUCGUGGAUCAUUUGGACAUAAGUACUAUGCAGCUGAGAUUUCUACAUUAACAUCUUUCCAAACUAUAUACUCGAUGAUGCAAUGUACACCGGAUGUUUCUUCAGGGGAUUGUGAGUAUUGUCUGAAAGAAACAGUUAAGGCUUAUAACUCAUGUUGUCGCGGUCACAUAGGUGGUGCGUAUGUAAGGCCGUUUUGCUUUAUCCGGUGGAAUUUGUAUCCUUUUGCUGAAGCUUUUGAUAAUAUUACAUUGCCAGAAAGAGACCAAGCAAAUACCACCACAGAAGAUACAAAAACAAUUUCAUCUGUGGCUAUCGUGGCAAUUGUUGUCCCUAUCUUUGUUAUCUUAAUACUCCUCGUUGUAGGACUUUUGGUUUGCAAGAUAAAAGAAAAAUACCAAAACAUUAAAUUUCAAGGUGGUGACGAGAUCACAACAACACACUCACUGCAAUUCAGUUUUAAGAUAAUUGAAGCGGCCACAGAUAAGUUCUCGGACAGCAACAUGAUAGGCCGGGGUGGAUUUGGUGAAGUUUACAGGGGAAUGCUUUCAGAUGGAACUGAAGUAGCAGUGAAGAGGCUUUCAAAAACAUCAGGACAAGGAGCGCAAGAGUUUAAGAACGAGGCCGUUCUUGUGACAAAGCUUCAGCAUAAAAAUCUGGUGAGAACUCUUGGAUUUUGUUUGGAAGGAGAAGAAAAAAUACUUGUCUAUGAGUUUGUACCCAACAAAAGCCUGGACUACUUCCUCUUCGAUACUAAAAGGCAAGGCGAACUGGACUGGACAAGACGGUACAAAAUUAUUGGUGGGACUGCACGAGGACUUCUAUAUCUUCAUCAUGAUUCACGACUUACAAUCAUACAUCGUGAUCUCAAAGCGAGUAACAUUCUUUUAGAUGCAUAUAUGAACCCUAAGAUAGCAGAUUUUGGCAUGGCGAGGAUUUUUGGGGUUGAUCAAUCUCAAGCCAACACAAACAGAAUCGUUGGAACAUAUGGUUAUAUGUCUCCAGAAUAUGCAAUGCAUGGCCACUUCUCCAUGAAGUCUGAUGUCUUUAGCUUUGGAGUAUUGGUUCUGGAGAUUAUAAGUGGCAAAAAAAGCAGUAGCCUUUACCAUAUUGAUGAAGCUGCUAGCAAUUUGGUCACACAUGCUUGGAGACUCUGGAAAAACGGAUCACCUCUGGAACUCGUGGAUCCUACCAUAGUAGAGAGUUAUCAGAGUAAUGAGGCUAUUAGAUGUAUACAUAUUGCACUAUUAUGUGUUCAAGAAGAUCCUACAGAUCGUCCCACGUUGCCCGCAAUCAUCCUGAUGCUCACUAGUAGCACAGCCACUUUACAUGUUCCUCGAGCGCCUGGAACUUGCCUUUCAAGCAGCACUUAUUUGUUCUCUAACGGUUUGGAGUCUACCCAGUCUAUAAGCAGAUUUAUUCCUGGUUCUAUCAAUGAUGUGACCAUUUCAGAUCUAGAUCCUCGUUGAAGAGUUGUCUUAUCUAUAUUCUGGAGCACUAAUAAACCUAUGGAAGUACCAACAUCUUCUCUUGUUUCUUGUCCCUGCUCUACAUAAUAUAUCAUUUACUUGUAUUACAUUUACAUAUACAAACAUUCUACAAAUUAAUGACAAGCACGUUUUGC